GGGGAGCUAGGCGUUCAUCCACACAUGACUGGCGAUAUGUACACAUGCACACUCACCCAUUUAUGUUAUUUCAACGGCACUAAACUGGGGUUGCAGUUUUUACUUUCGGCUUUUGGCAGUUGGUCUUCCGACUUUACUGGCAUUCUUGAGUCUCCGUUGCAGUUGCUCGGAAGAAGUUGUCGCGUGCGGAAGUAAAUAAAUUUUUGAGAGAUAAGUUCGUAACGGUUAAGUAUGUAAAAUUUUUAUAGAUGUGAAAAAGGGAACAAUAGAACCAUCAGUUACUAAGUAAUAGAUUAAUAUAAAAAGUUUACUAAAUAAAAAAUAACAAAUAAAAAUUUAUCGAAAAAUAUUUUAAAACACUAAACGAUAUAUAUUUCGCCUCCGUGUGAAGUGAAGAAUAACGCAUCGAGAAAAUUUACCUUGAACAGUGCCGAGUUGCCCGUUAUUAUAAUACCUAGAGUGAACGUUUUGCGCCGCCAUGUCGCAGCACAACUAUACAAAUCCGGCAUUUUGUCACGGCAGCGAGUUUUAUCCGACGCGCGGUGUCGAAUUGGACUCGGUUCAAGAGCCUAUAGAAGCCAUCUACAAUCGAAGUCUUAAUAUUUCUUAUGGCGGGCAUGCAGUGCCGACGGCGAAUCCCCGCGUUGGUCCCCUACGUCUGCAACGAAGUAUGUCGACUCGCUCGGUCAACGUGCAAAAGCGUUCGAAGGCAGCAGCGGCGUCCCAAGUACAUUUAAGUCGCCUUCCAAAGCAACAACAACAUCAACGGCAACAAACUCAACAACAACGCCCAACAAAAAGCCAGUUCGCCAUCACUUCGUAUUCACAUUCCCGCAACAACAACAAUAGCACGAGUGCAGUUGCCGAAUCGACGGCUUUCGAAACUCGUUCAAAUUCUGGCCGUUAUGCGCUUGUACCAGUAGAAGACUUGCCAUCGACGGCUAAUAGAAAUAACCGAUACGCAAUUGUACCCGGUCUGUCCACGGGCCUCGCUCGCACCCAUCGAUAUGCUAAAUCGCAGGAUAACCUUGAUUACUACGGUUCAGAAGGGCGCCUGCAAAGCGAUGAAGAACCCGCCUCAUUUCACGAGGAGCCACAUUCGUUUCAUGGUCAAUCCGCAGAUGCGGCGUUCGCUAGCCAUAGCAAAGCGGCUAUACCUACUGUACAACAACCACAGCCAUUGUCACCUAAAAUAAAACAUGCUUUCUCCAGCGAUUUCGGCAGCAAAACAUUCCUUAUCGUGGAUAAGAAUAGCAAUCAGCGCUACCAAAUGGUACCCACCGCCGAGGAUGAGGAACUGGUUGACGACAAUCAAGAAAUUAUACAAAUGCACAAUGGGCGCGCCCAUCGUUACGCGGUAAUUCCAACUGAAGAAGAAGACCAGAUGCAGGACGCUGAAGGUGAGGAGGAGGAAACGUGCCUUAGCAAUUCCGAUUUGAAUCGCAGUGAGAACUUCUUGGUUAGCGCCACGAAACAGUCUCGGAACACAACGCUACGCACUUCGACGCCACAAAAGCUACCAGCACUAGCACAAGCGCAAAAUGGCGUCAACUCUUAUCCGUGCACACCCAUGAAGAAUCCAGCCGCCACAAAAAUGCUGCACGAACUACUCUCCACACCGCGAAAAACACCUCUACCGCGUAGUGUUACACCACGCAACUUGUCGCCCUUAGAGCGGCUACCGGAAAACUACCAGCAAGAGCAUCAACGCACAAAGUACCACUAUCGCAGCCAACAACAAUUGCACUAUACGCCUGGUGAUCGACGCUUAGAACGCACUACGCAAAGUCUACAUUACGAGUCGGUGAAAACGCCAGGCGACCGAACCAUGGCGGUGAUUACGCCACGCAUAACACCACAUCAGCAAUCAAAGGCGUACCCGGAGGUGGAGGAGGAGGAGGAUUGCAGCAGCAUCCAUGGAAAAUCCACCAACAGCACCACACCCUACCCGCAGAAGGUGGCCAAUGCGGCGAUCACCUUGGCCGUCGUGUCGCUGAUGCUUGUGAUCAGCAGCAGUAUGAAUACGGCGCUUAUUAUCUACAUGAUUGCGCAUUUUGGAAAAUCAUUUUACCUGCAGUUUAGCUUGGUUGCCGCAUUCAGUGGCGUGGGGCUUGGUUUCCUCGGUUUCCGUUCGCGUCAUUGUGAAUGGUUGCCAAAUCGCAGCUACACCUCUGGUUAUAUUCUCGUAACGGUAUUCUGCCUGCUCAAAUGCUGUGGCUUAGUAGUGAUCCUAGUGCUAGAUCCUUACCCUGGGUUGCCACUACACGAUGUAACUACAGGCAUUAUACUGGGUCUAUCUACAUUCACGAUUUUCUUUAUCGGCCUGGGUGUGGUUGGAUCACUUUGGUGCUAUAGACCGCCACCAGAUAAUAGAGUUAAUGUUGCUUAAAUAAUGCAUAGAAAAUUGUUCAAACAAUUAUACAGUUGAUUUAGUUUUUAAUAACA
Molecule: messenger RNA, 2445 nt
Organism: Rhagoletis pomonella (apple maggot)
Lineage: Eukaryota; Metazoa; Arthropoda; Insecta; Diptera; Tephritidae
Exons: 2
Coding region: 479-2389 (636 amino acids)
Source: RefSeq, a predicted model, not a curated record